UUUCUUCAAAGUACAUGUGAUACAGCUCCAAAAAAGCUGGCAGCCCAUGUAGCCUGUGCCUAUUCUGGGACAUAUGACUGAAUCAGACUGCACUAAGGAUAUUCACAAGAAUAUCAACUGUCUCACUCAGUCUACCAGCUCUCCUGCCUCUCUCUUCUCUGAGAUUCAAACUCUGAUGGCACACCCUGACCUUCCGUCUGAGCAUGACCAUUCCUUGGAGGACAGGAAGGAAGCCCAAGUGCAGCCUGCAGGCGCAAAGACCCUGCAGAGGACCAAAUCCUGCUUCCUCAAGGGAGUCUCCUACUUCUCAGGAGACAUGAAGGUGUUUGGAAAAUGGAUGGAAAAACAGUUCAUUUUGCUGCAGCUGCUGGACUGGGUUUUGCGAGGAGCAGCCCAGGUGAUGUUUGUCAACAAUCCCCUGAGUGGUCUCAUUAUUUUUGCGGGCCUCAUCCUGCAGAAUUACUGGUGGGCCCUCAAUGGUUUUGUGGGCACGCUCUUUGCGACCAUCUCUGCUCUCAUUCUGCAGCAAAACAGGGGUGCAAUAGCUGCUGGGCUGUACGGUUACAAUGGCAUCCUGGUGGGUUUGCUAAUGGCCGUGUUUUCCAAUGCAGGAAACUGGUACUGGUGGCUUCUGCUGCCUAACAUCUUCAUGUCUAUGAUGUGCCCAGUUGUGUCCAGUGCCUUAGCCUCUAUUAACAGCCGAUGGGAUCUGCCAGUGUUCACACUCCCCUUCAACAUCCUGGUUUGUCUCCACAUGGUUGCUACUGGCCACUACAACAAUUACUUCCCCCAAGUCCUCAUUCAGCCACGCUCAGAGCGCCCCAACAUCACCUGGGCUGAACUGGAUGUAGCCAAGCUGUUCAUGUCAAUACCUGUGGGGAUCGGUCAGGUCUAUGGCUGCGACAAUCCUUGGACAGGAGGAAUCUUCAUCAUCUCACUUUUCAUUUCCUCCCCCAUCACUUGUGCUCAUGCUGUCCUGGGAUCUGCAGUAGGCAUGGUUUCAGGAUUGGCUCUUUCUGCUCCUUUUGGAGAUAUUUAUUUUGGCCUCUGGGGAUAUAAUUGUGUGUUAGCCUGCAUUGCCAUUGGAGGAAUGUUCUAUGCUCUCACUUGGCAGGUGCACAUACUUGCCAUCACAUGUGCUUUUUUCUGCGCAUACCUUGGCUCAGCCAUUGCUAACAUCAUGUCUAGGUUUGGUCUGCCUGCCUGCACCUGGCCUUUCUGCCUCUCUGCCCUCACUUUCCUCCUCUUAACUACGGGGACUGAGAGGAUUUUCAAGCUGCCACUGGCUAAAGUCACCUUCCCCGAGAAAAAUCUGAUGUUCUAUCGGAAGCUGAAGAAGCAGGAGAAAGCAGAGAAGGCUGAGAAAGAGAAGAAAGAAAGAGAAGAGCAGCAGAGAACUAUUGAGGAGGAAGUCAUAUUAAAUGAGAAAGAGCUACUGAGGAUAUUGGAAGAGGGAAAAGUAGUAAGUGGGACAUUAAUACGUAAAAAUGACCAGACACCUGUUGAAGAUCGAGCACCCGAGGAGCAGGUUACAGAAGAAAGAAACAGAGACAAUGAUUUAACUGAGAUCAUCCAUGCUGAUUAUGUUUAAUACAACAUUCCUACAGACAGAUGAAUAAAAUCAAUAUGCUAGUGGUUCUAAAAUAUAUAAAGAAUUGUGUAUCUUUAAAUAUUAUUUUAGAGAAAUUACAUGUUGUACUGUGAAUAUUUAAAAUUUUACCUGAGCCCAGUUGAUAUUUUAUGAUUUGAAUGGUUUGAUGGUGUUUUGCAAUUUGCCCUUUAAUACUUUGUUUACAAUAAAAUGACAAUUUUUA
Melanotaenia boesemani (Boeseman's rainbowfish) is the source of this 1814-nucleotide messenger RNA. It is a transcript of the gene slc14a2, whose product is annotated as solute carrier family 14 member 2. The coding region runs from base 74 to 1591 and encodes 505 amino acids. The transcript is spliced from 10 exons. Lineage: Eukaryota; Metazoa; Chordata; Actinopteri; Atheriniformes; Melanotaeniidae. Gene Ontology annotation, molecular function: urea transmembrane transporter activity. Gene Ontology annotation, cellular component: membrane. The record is from RefSeq and is a predicted model, not a curated record. Gene Ontology annotation, biological process: urea transmembrane transport.